CGUCGCGACAAAAGCGGUCGGUGGCGGGUUGCAGCAGGUUGGACAUCUCUCCGCACAGCGCGCCAUGCCUUGCUCCGAGGAGAGCCGGGGACCGGUCGGAUGCACGGGCGACACGUCGUUGUAGACAGACGCCCAGCUGUGGCACGGGGGAGGGGGAUAUGAUGAGCCCGAUCACUUCACACAGCAGCAUUGAUCUCGUUUGUUGUUGGGCAUCGACGCGUAUCCGGAUGGAAAGGACCUGUGCGCUCGGGAAACGUCGGACCGGAAUGCCAACAAGAUAAUCCCGCAGCUCCAAGAUCUUGAUGAAAAAUUCUACUGUUGGCUUCAACUCAUGACCAUUUUACUGGAUUGAAAGACCUAAUCAGAGUCAAGUCUGGUUGGUGACUAUAACAUACCCUUUCCCAAAGACGUCUGACCCUCCACGUGUCCCUCCCCAUCAUGGCUAGAUGGAAGUUAAAGUUCUUUCUUCCAGGCCAGGUACUUGCUGGCCUGAUCCUGGUAUCUAUAGGACUAUCCUUUGUCCAAAGCAAUGAGUGUCCCCAGCUAUGUGUGUGCGAAAUCCGCCCAUGGUUUACUCCCCAGUCCACCUACAGAGAGGCCAUCACUGUAGACUGCAAUGACCUACGUUUAACACGUAUCCCGGGAAACCUCUCCAGCGACACUCAGGUUCUCCUCCUACAGAGCAACUACAUUGCCAGGACAAGUGAGGAGCUAGAGCAGCUCUUCAACCUGACUGAGCUGGACUUGUCCCAGAACAACUUCAGUUGCAUUCGGGAUGUUGGCCUUACCAAUAUGUCCCAGCUCACCACACUUCAUCUGGAGGAGAACCAGAUAAAAGAAAUGCCUGAUUACUGUUUGCAGGAUCUCAGCAACCUGCAGGAGCUCUACAUCAACCACAAUCAGAUCAACGCCAUCUCUGCCAAUGCCUUUUCUGGGCUCCACAACCUGCUCAGGCUUCACCUCAACUCCAACAAGAUCAAAUCCAUUAACAGCCAGUGGUUUGAAUCUACGCCCAAUCUAGAGAUCCUCAUGAUUGGGGAGAACCCCAUUGUUGGGAUAAUGGACUUCAAUUUCAAGCCCUUGGUUAACCUGAGAAGCCUGGUUUUGGCUGGAAUGGAUUUGAUGGACAUCCCCGGAAAUGCCUUUGUGGGACUUGACAAUCUUGAGAGCCUUUCUUUCUAUGACAAUAAAUUGGUCAGAGUUCCACAGAGAGCUCUUCAGAAGUUACCUAACCUUAAGUUCUUGGAUUUGAAUAAAAACCCAGUGCACAAGAUUCAGGAAGGAGAUUUCAAGAACAUGCUGAGGCUGAAAGAGCUGGGCAUAAACAACAUGGGAGAAUUGGUUUCUAUCGAUCGUUAUGCUAUGGACAACCUGCCCGAGCUCACUAAGCUGGAGGCUACAAAUAACCCCAAAUUCUCUUACAUUAACUAUCAGUCCUUUCGUGAUGUCCCAGCCUUGGAGAGUCUAAUGCUAAACAACAAUGCCCUGAACGCUCUCUAUCAGUCCACGGUGGACUCCCUCCCUAACCUACGUGAGAUUAGCAUCCAUAGCAACCCUCUUCGCUGUGACUGCGUCAUCCAGUGGAUGAGCUCCAACAAGACCACUGUCCGCUUUAUGGAACCUCUGUCCAUGCUCUGUGCCACGCCAACAGAGGUCAGGGGUAUGCGUGUGAGGGAGGUGCUACAGAAGAACCUUGCAAACCAGUGCUUGCCCAUGAUUUCGCAUGACACCUUCCCCAGCCACCUCAAUUUGGACAUUGGAAUGACUGUGGACUUGGACUGCAGAGCCAUGUCCCAGCCUGAGCCUGAAAUCUACUGGGUGACGCCCAUGGGGAACAAGGUAAUGAUGGACACCCUGUCUGACAAGUACAGCCUCAGCAAUGAAGGGACAUUGAGAAUAUCUCAUAUCCUAGUAGAAGACUCAGGCACAUACACCUGUGUGGCUCAAAACUCAGAGGGAGCCGACACAAGAGUCACAGCUAUACGUGUAAAUGGCACUCUUUUAGACAGCACUCAUCUUAUGAAGAUCUACGUCAAACAGACAGAAUCUCACUCAAUCCUGGUCUCCUGGAAAAUAAACUCAAAUGUAAUGACCUCUAACCUCAAGUGGUCCUCCGCCACCAUGAAAAUAGACAACCCACACAUUACUUACACUGCAAGAGUACCUGUGGACGUCCACGAGUACAACCUCACGCAUUUACAACCAGCAACUGAGUACGAGGUGUGCCUCACGGUCUCCAACAUUCACCAACAAAUGCAGAAGUCGUGCGUGAAUGUAACGACAAAGCAAGCAGCCUUUGCUGUGGAAAUAUCUGACCAAGGGACCAACACUGCUCUUGCAGCAGUCAUGGGAACAAUGUUUGCGAUUGUCAGUCUGGCCUCUCUGGGUGUGUAUAUUGCUAAGAGGUGGAAAAGGAAAAACUAUCACCAUUCCCUGAAAAAAUACAUGCAGAAAACCUCGUCAAUACCACUGAACGAGUUAUACCCUCCACUUAUCAACUUGUGGGAGGCAGACAGUGAGAAGGAAAAGGAGGGCUCCUCUGAGACCAAACCUAGCCAGGUGGACACGACACGCAGCUAUUACAUGUGGUGAUACCUACUAACCAUCCAGUCAGAGACACAGAGACAUUUUUCUUUCAGGAGCACAAACACAUAUAUACACAUUUGCUAAUUUGUAACUAAGUGGAUUGACUGAAUUUUUUCUUCUUUCUCGUUUCCGCUGUGUUUUCUCUGGUUCUAUCAGACUUUCUCUCGGAAGCGAAAAUUGAGCCAACAUUUUCAGAUUUUUUAGUUUAGCACAUUGUCUUUUUACCUUUCGCUCAUACUUUGACACACAAUGUGGCAGCUUGCUUUAGCUUCCUGGACUUUGUAGUCACUGUGCUUUAUUUUUAGUACUUGUUUUGAUGAACACAGCAUGAGCAUUGUCACAGAUUCAGUUUGCCUGAGCAGAGGAAAAGCUGGAAACUGACUCGUUUUUAACAUGUUUUCCUCUGGCAGAACUGUUAGAGACUGCAAUCUUUCUUUCUCUUGUAACACAGUUUCACUGUUAACUGUUGUGCACUGAAAUAUAUACACAAAUUUGUCUAUCGACUGAAAUAUAAGCUGACAAAGUACGUUUAGACUUGAUAUACCGUCUAUUGAGUAAUGUUAGCGAUUCUUCUGUAAUGUUGUAUCAGCUAUGAUUUCAUUUUUGUACAUUAAAUGACAGUACGUUUGAUUUAGACUUUAAGUUUGCAGAGCAACUACUGUAAACCAGCAAUAGAAAUAUGAAUGUUAUAAACUAGGUAGAUGUAAGGCUUUUUAAAUUUCUUAAAUAUUUCUUCUCUUAUUUUGCUAGAAUACGUCUACAAUCACUGGUUUUGCUGUGGUUUCCACACACAAACAUGUUGUUUAUUGAGAAGCAAGUUCAAUAAAAUCUUCUUUCCUCAUAUUUUUUAACCAUGA
Messenger RNA from Scophthalmus maximus (turbot), 3443 nucleotides. It is a transcript of the gene lrrn1, whose product is annotated as leucine rich repeat neuronal 1. The record is from RefSeq and is a predicted model, not a curated record. Bases 439 to 2592 code for a protein of 717 amino acids. Gene Ontology annotation, molecular function: protein binding. The transcript is spliced from 2 exons. Lineage: Eukaryota; Metazoa; Chordata; Actinopteri; Pleuronectiformes; Scophthalmidae.